This is a messenger RNA of Larimichthys crocea (large yellow croaker), 1063 nucleotides long. It is a transcript of the gene baalcb, whose product is annotated as BAALC binder of MAP3K1 and KLF4 b. Bases 502 to 1047 code for a protein of 181 amino acids. The record is from RefSeq and is a predicted model, not a curated record. Gene Ontology annotation, cellular component: cytoplasm. Lineage: Eukaryota; Metazoa; Chordata; Actinopteri; Sciaenidae. The transcript has 5 exons.
ACCAAAAAUCAUGUGUCAGUGACAAUGAAGCAAUUAAUAUUACAAUUUACCUGGUAACAGCUGAGGUAAGCUCCUUAUACAUCCAGACACAGAUACCUCCUCAUCCUCACGACAACAGGAUGAAGGAUUAGACAUUAACUGUGUCUUCUUGAAUCCAACCUUUGCUCUAAUAAAGAGGAUGGAUGGAGGAGCGGACAGACGCGCAGCCUGUUAACCACAGGAGGAGUUUUCUUUAUUGACAACAUGUUACAGGUCCGUCUGCCAGACGACACGGAGGAGCGCCGGGGCGAGACAAAAACCAGGAGUUUCCAUCAUCAGUGACUCAGGAUCGACCGGCUCCUGUGUAAGAUGGUCUUCUUGACCUGAUUAACCAUCAGGAGAUGCUGCCUUCAGAUGCUUGUGGAGAGCAAGUCAACACAGACGGCACCGCUCAACCUACUUUUUGAAGGAUAGAUAAGAGACAUCCAGCUGAGAGGUGAAGGUGCCCCCGGAGGGAGAGCUAUGGGCUGUGGGGGGAGCAGGACUGAUGCUCUGGAGCCCCGUUACCUGGAGAGCUGGACCAAGGAGACGGAGUCGACGUGGCUGACCAGCACAGACACCGACAUACCCCUGUCGUCCAUCCAGAGCAUCCCCUCUGAGAGCUCUGAGGCUGGCUUCACGUCCGAGAAAACGAUUAGCCCAGUUCCAGAUUUCUUUGAGGACGGCCUCCCUCUCCCUGCUCAGGCUUACCUGAAAGUCUGUUCGGCUGUGUCAGAAGCCAGUCUGAACGACGUGAAGCCCAGCAGCCCCCCUGCCAUACUGGGCUCUCCACCCAAGGAGGUGUCCUUGCCGUCAUCUGGCACCACAGUGCAGCGCAGAAGUGUUCUACACACUGAAGAGAUUACAAAAUGGCAGGACAAUCGGAUGUCGACCAAACAGGUCACCAUCACGGUGACGCAGAGCAUCCAUCAGGUGGACAAGAACGGGAAGGUGAAGAAGUCCCUCACUACCUACGAGGUCAUGAAACCUGUGGAAACCCUCAAACAGGUGGCCACACAAAACACUUGAGCGCAGGAGGAAGAAG